AUGUGCGCUCUCCUCUUCGAUUUGGUCAAGCCGGUUUUCACUUUCUCAAACCUGAAUAAAAAGGGCGACAGCUUCAGUAUAGUUUUUAUCGAGACCAACGCCGAUCAGUUCACACUGGUUUUCGCCAACUGUUUCGGGAACCAGCUCAAGGUUUUGAUGGAUGUGAGAUCGGCGAUGUACAAUCUCGACGGGAAGAGUCAACGGCGUGACUAUCUCUCCGCUGGAAAAACAAUUUUGCCUAGGGUUUACUUCUCGUUAUCCUUGGGCUAUUUCUUCCUCGCCGAGCUUUGGAUUUCCGUUUUGUACAAGAAGCAAUUGACUGUGUUCUGCAUCCAUUUCUUCAUGCUCACAGUUCUAAUUCUCAAAGCUCUGAAUCUCCUCUGUGAAGCCGAAGACAAAUCGUACAUCAAGUGCACCGGUAGCGCUCACGAUUGGGAUGUGUUGUUCUAUAUCUUCAGUUUCUUGAAAGGAAUCACGCUCUUCACGCUGAUCGUUUUGAUCGGAACUGGAUGGUCGUUUUUGAAGCCGUAUUUGCAAGAUAAGGAGAAGAAGGUUUUGAUGAUUGUGAUUCCUUUACAGGUUGUGGCGAAUAUAGCUAAGGUUUUGGUGCCGAGGAAGAAAAGCUUGGAGCAAUGCGAAGAGCUGGAGGGUAGUAAACUUCAUCGGUUCCCCUUAGAGCAGUAUUAG
Molecule: messenger RNA, 687 nt
Organism: Quercus robur (English oak)
Lineage: Eukaryota; Viridiplantae; Streptophyta; Magnoliopsida; Fagales; Fagaceae
Product: protein CANDIDATE G-PROTEIN COUPLED RECEPTOR 7-like
Exons: 2
Coding region: 1-687 (228 amino acids)
Biological process (GO): transport
Cellular component (GO): membrane; Golgi apparatus
Source: RefSeq, a predicted model, not a curated record